AUGGCAGCCGACAAAGCAAAUCAUAACGAAUUAACAGGACCAACCUGCUUGCACUCUGUAAACAGGAUUACCAAAUUCCCUGCGGUUGAGUCCUCAAUUCAAACCGCCACCAAUUUAUACGAAAAAGUGAAGGAUUACAAUGGUUUAACCCAAUGGACCCUUAACUCAGCUGAAACAACUGUCCAGAGCAUCGUGGAAAAAGGCAAACCAUACGCCAAUCCAGUUUUGAGCAACCUCGAAGGACCAAUCAAAACUGUCGACGGAAUUCUGUGCUCCGGAUUGGACUAUGUCGAAACUAAAGUGCCUGCAGUCAAAUUGCCACCAGCAGAGAUUCUUUUACAGAUCUACAAUUCCACCAAGGAAUACGUGACCCCUGCAAUGGAAACUGCUUACGCUUAUGCUGAACAAGCCAAGGGAAUGGUUGAACCAAGAAUUCAACAAGCCCGCGAUCUAGUUGAUCCAGCUUAUCAAGCUGCCCUUCACACUGUAGAACCAAUGGUUGCAGCUGUUCAACCCACUGUCGACGCUGCCAGACAAAUGGUAGAUCCUUUCGUUCAACCCACACUUGAAAAAGCUCAACAGUUAAAAGAUUACGGAAAACAAAAAGUCAAUGAAUAUUUGCACAGAGGCCACUCCAAUGAAGGUGACAACUCGGAAUGCCAAGAGUGCCAGGAAUGCCAAGAUGUUAAACCAGAGGUUCAACAAGUCCAUAAUCAGGUCGAUUCAGCUGUUCAGACUGCUCCAGACUCUGAAAAAGCUGUUAAACCAACUGUUGAAUCCGUUACUAAUAUGGUAGAAAACUUUAUUCAACCUACCCUUGCUAGAGCCGAACAGUUGACAGAUUAUAGUAUUAAACAAGCCCGCGAUUUAGUUGAUCCAACUGUAAAAACUGAUCUACACGCUAUGGAUUCCAUGCCUACAGUUGAUGAAGCAAUUGUCGAAACUCCUAAAAAUAGUGCAGAACCCAUUGUUCAGCUUUCUCUUGAAGAAAAUGAACAGAUGAGUGAUAACGAAGACCAAAAAAUCAACGAAAAAGAAACAAAAGAAUUAGAAAAACACAACAAAACUUUUGAGUGA
This is a messenger RNA of Brassicogethes aeneus, 1077 nucleotides long. The record is from the annotation of a GenBank genome assembly. NCBI's taxonomy places the organism in Eukaryota, Metazoa, Arthropoda, Insecta, Coleoptera, Nitidulidae.